Messenger RNA from Trichechus manatus latirostris (Florida manatee), 1913 nucleotides. It is a transcript of the gene DUSP5, whose product is annotated as dual specificity phosphatase 5. Gene Ontology annotation, molecular function: protein tyrosine/threonine phosphatase activity; MAP kinase tyrosine phosphatase activity; MAP kinase tyrosine/serine/threonine phosphatase activity. The transcript is spliced from 4 exons. Lineage: Eukaryota; Metazoa; Chordata; Mammalia; Sirenia; Trichechidae. Gene Ontology annotation, biological process: negative regulation of MAPK cascade; endoderm formation; protein dephosphorylation. Gene Ontology annotation, cellular component: cytoplasm; nucleus. Bases 186 to 1340 code for a protein of 384 amino acids. The record is from RefSeq and is a predicted model, not a curated record.
GGAAUCCCCGGCUUCUGGGGCGGCUAGUGGCCGAGCCGGGUGGAAAACGCGUGGGGUAGGAAAGAAGAGCUGAGCGGCCGCUCCUGCGCCGGACUCCGUCGGCCGACCGCAGUUCCUCGCCAGCGGGCACCCUGACUGUGGGCACCUGCGCGGGGAGCGGCGCCGAGCCGCUGGGCGGCGGCGGCAUGAAGGUCACGUCGCUCGACGGGCGUCAGCUGCGCAAAAUGCUCCGCAAGGAGGCGGCGGCGCGCUGCGUGGUGCUCGAUUGCCGGCCUUACCUGGCCUUCGUUGCCUCGAGUGUGCGCGGCUCGCUCAACGUCAACCUCAACUCGGUGGUGCUGCGGCGGGCCCGCGGGGGCGCGGUGCCGGCGCGCUACGUGUUGCCCGACGAGGCAGCGCGCGCUCGGCUGCUGCAGGAGGGCGGCGGCGGCGUGGCAGCGGUGGUCGUGCUCGACCAGGGCAGUCGCCACUGGCAGAAGCUGCGCGAGGAGAGUGCCGCCCGCGUCGUGCUCACCUCGCUGCUCGCCUGCCUGCCCGCCGGCCCGCGGGUCUACUUCCUCAAAGGGGGAUAUGAGACCUUCUAUUCGGAAUAUCCAGAGUGUUGUGUGGAUGUAAAGCCCAUUUCACAAGAGAAGAUCGAAAGCGAGAGAGCCGUCCUCAACCAGUGUGGGAGAACAGUGCUCAACCUCAGCUACAGGCCAGCUUAUGACCAGGGUAGCCCAGUUGAAAUACUUCCCUUUCUCUACCUUGGAAGUGCCUACCACGCAUCCAAGUGCGAGUUCCUUGCCAACCUGCACAUCACGGCUUUGCUGAAUGUCUCACGGCGGACCUCUGAGGCCUGCACAACCCACCUACACUACAAAUGGAUCCCCGUGGAAGACAGCCACACAGCUGACAUUAGCUCCCACUUUCAAGAAGCAAUAGACUUCAUUGACUGUGUUAGGGAAAAGGGAGGCAAGGUCCUGGUCCACUGUGAGGCUGGGAUCUCCCGCUCACCCACCAUCUGCAUGGCUUACCUCAUGAAGACCAAGCAUUUCCGCCUGAAGGAGGCCUUCGAUUACGUCAAGCAAAGGAGGAGUGUGAUCUCACCCAACUUUGGCUUCAUGGGUCAACUCCUGCAGUAUGAAUCUGAAAUCCUGCCUUCCAUGCCCACCCCCCAGACUCCCUCCUGCCAAGGGGAGGUGGCAGGCUCUUCAUUUCUAGACCAUUUGCAGACAUUAAGCUCUGACGUGCAGGGCUCCUACUGUACAUUUCCUACCUCAGUGCUGGCACAAGUGCCCACCCACUCGACGGUCUCAGAGCUCAGAAGGAGCCCAGUGGCCACAGCCACAUCCUACUAAAUCCAGGACGGGGAGCCAGCCCAGCCCCAAGAGCAACUGUGAUUCUGAUUUUUAAACUUGCGGACAUUUUAUACCUGUGCAAUACUGAAGACCUCACUCUGUCACACUGUCCCAGUGGGGUAGUGAGGGGUCACCAGUUGCAAAUGGACUUCAGACUGACCUUGGGGAUAGGCUCUUGGGACCGAAGGAAGGCCAAGCCAUUAUGCGAGCACAGCGUGUGCUGACUACUGUACUUCCAGACCCCCUGCCCUCUCAGGACUGCUCAGUCCUUGCACCUCAACAUUCGCCUUUUCAUUUCAAGCGUAAGGCAAUAAAUACCUGCAGCAACGUGGGAGAACGCAGUUGCUGGACCAGGAGGAAAGGCAGUUACAAGCCAAUUCAUUUUGAAGGAAGCACAAUUUCCACCUUAUUGUUUGAACUUUGGCAGUCUCAGUGUCUGUCUCUGUUGCUUCAGGGCAUAAGCUGAUCACCAUCUAGUCAGGAAAGUAACCCCACUGGGUUUGUAGGUCUACGGGUAUGAACCAUCCCAAUAGGAAUGUUGCUUUCCUAUUGAGGUGCUUCCCUAAGCUCACU